UCACUCCUGUCCAUUAUAAAUAGGCUGAGCAAAGACUCAGAUCAGACUCAAGCACAGCCGCCUUUACGAAUCAACUUUAAAAAAAACAAGGAUUACCUGAUUUCCUUCGUUGGAUUUAACUACUAUCACCGGAGCGUCCCUAUAGGCAACAAUGACUUUGAACAAGGGUGACAAAUUGCGGAACAUGGACAGGAGGAGGGGGAGCACGCCGUUCCCCAUGAAUCUGCCCAACCUGCACCGGAGGAGCAUGCCGGUGGAUGACCGGGACCUGCGCGCCACGAUGCCGCAGACGGGACGGACGGACGAGCUGUCCAACCUCCUGCGCUGCUCGUCCUACUCCCCCAGCGAGGAGCACCGCGGCAGCUGCGCGUCCGACUCCUCCGACUCCGUGAUCUCCACCGGGAGCGAGACAGACUCCCAGCUGUACAAGGUCGUUCUCCUCGGAGAGCACGGCGUCGGCAAGUCCAGCCUGGCGCGCGUUUUCGGAGGAGUUGAGGAUGCUGGUCACGACUACGAUGAAGCAGGAAACACUUACGAUAGAUCUAUUGUGGUGGAUGAAGAGGAGACCUCCAUUGUGCUUUAUGACAUUUGGGAGCAGGAUAACAGUGACUGGCUGAAGGAACAAUGCAUGAGGAUGGGAGACGCCUACAUCAUUGUGUAUUCAGUGACAGACAAAUCAAGCUUCGAGAAGGCAUCAGAGCUCCGCAUUCAGCUCCGUCGGGCCAGGCAGUCGGAAAACAUUCCCAUUAUCCUUGUGGGCAACAAGAGUGACCUGGUUCGGUCCAGAGAGGUGUCUGCCGAAGAGGGAAGUGCAUGUGCAGUGGUGUUUGAUUGCAAGUUCAUCGAGACAUCUGCAUCCCUUCAUCACAACGUGCAGGACCUAUUCGAGGGCAUUGUCAGACAGAUCCGCUUGAGGAAAGACAGCAAAGAGGAGAACGCACGACGCAUGGCCAACUGCAGGCGUAGAGAGAGCAUCAGCAAAAAGGCUAAAAGGUUUCUGGGCCGGAUGGUUGCACGCAAGAACAAAAAGAUGGCUUUUAGGCAGAAGUCAAAGUCGUGCCAUGACCUAACUGUCCUCUGAGCAAUACACGGAGCAGAAAGACUUUUUUCCCCAUUUUGGCCUCUGAAGACCAGAUGCUGUGUGUUUUAACACUAAUCCUAAAGGACUAAUAGAGCUGUACAGAAUAUAUUUUUUUCCGUUUUGUAGAUGCAAACAAAAAGAGAACAGAUGAGGUAAUUAACAUCAGUGACUGAUGAUGUCAUAUCAUGGUGAUAACCUGCAUGAAACUUUGAAAGCAUUUAAUUUUGUUUUUAAUGUUUGCCUUAAACAUUUAAACAUUUUACCAUAAGAAGAUGAUCCUCUUGUCUGAAGAAGAAAUAUCUGAUAUAUAUUGAAUUGGAAAGAUUGCCAUGCUGUUGGGUUGUGCUCCUUUAUUUGAAGGGGUUGAUGUAUAUACGUUAAAUAUGAAUGAUGCUGAAUGCAACAUACAUCUCAUUAUUCUAUAAAAUCUGAAUACUAGGUCAUCUGUACUUGAAAUAUGGUGCGCAGGUUCGUGCCUUGGCCGACUAGUCAUAGCUUAUACAAAACUGUUAUUCUUUGUUGUUCCAACGACACUGAAUUCAAGUUGUGAAUGUAUGAGUAAAGCAAUAAGUUAUAUCAGUAUUGUGAACUUCGACAUUGUUUGAGAAUUCUUUGUUUACGUUUAUUUCUUUUUUCAAUAAAAUAUCAAAUCAAAUCAUGA
Cololabis saira (Pacific saury) is the source of this 1742-nucleotide messenger RNA. RefSeq names its product Ras-related associated with diabetes (gene rrad). Gene Ontology annotation, molecular function: GTPase activity; GTP binding; calcium channel regulator activity. The transcript has 5 exons. Gene Ontology annotation, cellular component: plasma membrane. Gene Ontology annotation, biological process: negative regulation of high voltage-gated calcium channel activity. NCBI's taxonomy places the organism in Eukaryota, Metazoa, Chordata, Actinopteri, Beloniformes, Belonidae. The record is from RefSeq and is a predicted model, not a curated record. The coding region runs from base 152 to 1081 and encodes 309 amino acids.